Messenger RNA from Pelobates fuscus (common spadefoot toad), 3337 nucleotides. It is a transcript of the gene RCOR1, whose product is annotated as REST corepressor 1. Lineage: Eukaryota; Metazoa; Chordata; Amphibia; Anura; Pelobatidae. Bases 211 to 1521 code for a protein of 436 amino acids. Gene Ontology annotation, molecular function: transcription corepressor activity. Gene Ontology annotation, biological process: regulation of transcription by RNA polymerase II; negative regulation of DNA-templated transcription. The transcript has 12 exons. Gene Ontology annotation, cellular component: histone deacetylase complex; transcription regulator complex. The record is from RefSeq and is a predicted model, not a curated record.
GGUUAGGUGGUUCGGCAGCCGCUGUGCUGUGGCAGUGAGUGGCCGGUGCGGGCGGCGAUGUGACGGGAAAGUUGUGGCAUUCUCCAGCGCGGGCACUGCCAGGCGGACUUCGCCACACAAACCCCCCCCGGGGGCCAGGGCUUGGAGACCGAGACAGCCAGCUCCUCGGCCGCAGCCAUCCAUCCAUCCAGCGGCUCCCCGGCUCGGCCAAUGCCAGCCAUGAUAGAGAAAGGGGCUGAGGUGUCGGGCAAACGGCGGGGCAGGAACACCGCGGCCAACACCAAAACUCUGACACCGAUUGGCAACGGUAACAACUCGUGGGAGGAGGGGGGGAGCAGCAGCUCCUCCAGCGAAGAGGAACACGGUGGUGGUGGCAUGCGAGUGGGGCUCCAGUACCAGGCGGUGGUGCCAGAAUAUGACCAGGAAGUUGCAAAAGCCUGCCAGGAGCGUGAGAACCCUGGCAUGUUGGUAUGGUCACCCAACCAGAAUCUCUCAGAGGCCAAAUUGGAUGAAUAUAUUUCGGUUGCAAAGGAAAAACAUGGAUAUAACAUGGAACAGGCACUUGGCAUGCUGUUCUGGCAUAAACACAAUAUUGAAAAAUCACUUGCAGAUUUGCCGAACUUUACACCAUUUCCAGAUGAAUGGACCGUCGAAGACAAGGUUUUAUUUGAGCAGGCAUUUAGCUUUCACGGGAAAACCUUUCAUAGAAUUCAACAAAUGCUUCCCGAUAAGUCCAUUGCUAGUCUGGUGAAGUUUUACUAUUCCUGGAAAAAAACUAGGUCUAAAACCAGUGUGAUGGAUCGCCAUGCUCGCAAACAGAAGCGUGAACGUGAAGGAAGUGGUGAUGAGAUAGAAGAAGCUAAUGGAACAAAUCCAGGAGCUGAAAUCGAGGUUGAACCACAGAAAGAACCCAAGAAAGAGAUUCCCAAAAAUGACACGGUCCCUCAUGUAAAAAAAGAAAAACACCCAUCCCAAGCAAAGAACAGAGCCAAGCGAAAACCACCAAAGGGAAUGUUUCUCUCCCAAGAAGACGUUGAAGCUGUUUCUGCAAAUUCCAACGCUGCCACAACUGUAUUGAGACAGCUGGACAUGGAGCUGGUUUCAAUAAAGCGACAGAUUCAAAAUAUCAAACAAACAAAUAGCGCUCUCAAGGAACAACUUCAGGGUGGAAUAGAUGAAUUCAGAAUUCCCGAGGUCAGCCAAAAGUUUAAUGCUAGAUGGACAACAGAGGAACAGCUUCUAGGAGUACAAGCAAUACGCAAAUAUGGACGUGAUUUCCAAGCCAUCUCUGAUGUAAUUGGAAACAAGUCAGUGGUUCAGGUGAAAAAUUUCUUUGUCAACUAUCGACGUCGCUUCAACAUUGAUCAAGUUUUACAAGAAUGGGAGGCUGAACAUGGAAAAUUUGAGGAAAAUGGGGAUAGCACACAGAAAACUAUAAAAAUGUCCGACACUGCUCUUAAAACAUCUGACGAAGAGGAAGAGGCCUCUGUACUUGAUGUGAGAUACACGGCAGCCUCAUGAAGAAAGAAAAGAGGGAACAAAAACAAAACUACAAAACACAAAAAACUUAAUGUUGACUACUUUAUUUGCCCAAGAAAUCAGGUAUUACCAAACCUCAGCCAAUCCAUCUGCAUCCUGUUUGUGGACAAGCAGCUAUUUACCAAAAAGGCAAAUACUUCUAGCCCUUUGUGAUAUCUGCCUUAAUCAUCUCUUAUUACCUACACACUGCUUCCACUCUCAUUCAAGAGGCCAGAGACUGAUUAUCUUCAUCAGCGUUCUCAGACUUUGGAACACGAAGAGCUACACUCUGUAAAUACACAGAUAAGCAUAUGGCACCCUUUGCUUCUGAGAUUGAGCCGCUACAAAAAGAGAAUGGUUAAACUUUACCGAGGCUGUAUGCAUGAACUUUGUGACCUUUGCUUUGGAUGUUGUGUUAGCGCUAGCAGAAUAUAUUUAAAAAAUCCUGUAUUGGGGCAGAUUUUUUUUUUUUCCCACCCCCAUUUUCUUCUUUUUAGAAAAAAAAAAACGUGCAUACAUUAAAAAAAAGUGACACUUACUUAAGAUGAGUGGUUAUAAAAGAGGAAAAAAAAAACCUAAAUGAAUGUGCUUUUUGUUUGUAUUUUCUGUAAAGUAUAAAAAUAAUUUGAUAUUUCUGCUUUUCAGGAAUCUAGUUCUAGCAAAUGUAUUCCCUUUAAUCUAUAUGACUCCCUACCUGCUUUGUUUAUCCAUCAUUUAAAAAUAAAUCCUUUUUAAAAUUCCGGUUGAGGCAGGGUAUUGAGUAAUCUGAUGGCUGCACAUUUUUCAUAGUUUACCUUAAUUUUUUUUUUUUUUUUUUUUUUUUAAAUGUACAGUUUUUAAAAUAUGGAACUUUGUUUAAAGAGCUGCUGUGCUGGUUGGUCUUUUAAAUUGGAAUGUAUUGUCCUGUCUGUUUUAAAAACUAAUAUCAUUACACUCUAAUGUGCAAUUUUGGGGUAACUGCAUUUUAAUUUAAAUAUUUUUUUUAAAGAUUUGAUGAAAAAGAUUUUGAACUGGAUGCAUCAUGUCAUUUCAUAGAACAGUUUUGAAAAGGAUGUUUCUUCAACAUUAUAGGGACACUCCAGGCACCAAAACAACUUACUCUAAAUUAAGUUGUGAUGGUGCCAGAAGGCCCCUGGAGUUAUUCUUACCUCGAGGUGUUUAACCCCAAAGUUGCCUACACCGACGAUAUCCAGCUCUCGGCUAAUCAGUGACUCCCCAUUCCCUAAUCUGACUUGAAAAGAAACCUACCUUUCUCAAGCCAGUCUAGUGAAAGGGGAGUCUUCAAUUGGCCAAAUCAGUGGCACCCCUCACAGUGGUACUCCACGCUUCCUGAAUCUAGAAAUUCAGAAGCCGGAUGCCGCCCGAGGGGAGUGAACAUCGCCACUGGAGAAAAACGUUGAGGUAAAACCAUUUGAGAACAUUUUAACCUCUUGAGGUAACUGUGCCUCCAGGGGCCCCCUAGCACAAGAACAACUUCAUUUAGAUGAAGUUGCAUUUGUGCCUGGAUUGUCCCAUUAAUUAUUUUAUUAAGGAGUGUGUGGUUGAGGAAUGAAAGGAAAAGUCAGUUUGUGUGUGCUGGAUUGGUGAGCGUUGCAUUACAGCCACGUCUCGUCCGGGCAGGUGAUCAGAUUUGUUACAAUAUGCAUGCUAAAUGCAGUGUCGUUUUAUGUGCCUUUCCCAUAUAACAAUGGUUAAAAUCCAAACUGGAAGAUGUUUUCAAGGUGUGGGUUUUGUUUUUUGUAAACCUAUAAAGCAGAUUUGUCACAAUUGUGAUAAGUGAGUAUUUUUGAAUCCAGCCAAUAAAAGUAGCUAUUAAUUA